AUGCAGUACCUUUACGAUGAUACGGUACAACCUUUGCGCUUCUUCACGAAGAUUGUGAUGCGUUGCGUUAACGACGCGUUGGACUACGCAACAGCACCCCAACGCCAUAUACGCGAGAUUACCAAAACAUGUGAUAUCCGACUCGCCAACGAAGCUCCACCUCAAAUUCAGGUUCCAGUGGAAGUUUUGAGUACUUUCGCAUUACCGAAGCUGAUUGUACCUGUCGAAUAUCCGUCCCCACCCAACAGCCCUGCGGGAGUGUCAACCAAGAUUAGUGCCGUCUUUGCUAACAGCGGUGCGCUGGUUUUCGGCUACAUCGAUGGCCACGUGACGCUUGCCGGUGGUUACUUAACGUGUGUUGAAGGGGACCCCAAUUCCAGCUCUGUAGAGCGCGGACAAUUCGAAUCGACAGAAGUUGUAGCUUUAGAUCCUGGCGGUGGGCCCGUGGUGGCGCUUGACGCCGUAAUCGUUUCAAACAUGGAGUGGGCCGUGGCCGUGGGCUACCGUAGAAGUGUUUUUGUACUACUAGUGACCCUGAAGAGGGGCGAGUGCUACUCCAUUUCGCGUCGGCGGAGGUACCAACAGCAGGUGGUGGAAAUUGCAUGUGAAAGCUUUCCCAUGCUAGAAACUGUUAGCUCUCUGAAACUAUCACAUAACGCUGCACACAUUUCAGUGUGCUACAAUAACGAUUCGCGAGUGACGAUUAUAUCGGUUCCACCAUUAAAGAUCCCACGGGAUACUGAUUCGGAGGAAGUGUCUCGUGUCGUUUUGGGCGCCUCAGCACGUGUUGCGUACGCCGAGGGAGCCUUUGGCGGCGGGGGUGUUCGCAUUUUCUACAUCCCUGAUCUGUCACGACAGGGAGUUUCGUUUGGGGUUAAAACUCAGUCACUAGGAACCUUUAGUAACUGCGCAUCAGCGAACAACCUAAGGAAUUCAACCACCGGGAGUUUUGCCAUGCCACCGGCGUCCGGGGACUCAUCGUUCAGCAGGCACUGCAUACUGGGGUUACUGCUGUGGGUAGGUAGUACUGCUUUCUCCCGCUGUCCUCUGCGUCCCUCUAGGAGUGGUACAGAGGGGAAACCGGCCGUGUUGGCAGCUGUUGAUGCUAUAGGGACAGAAAGCAAUGUUGAAAGGCUUGCUGCUUCUGCUUCCAAGUCCAAAGGAACACCGCGAACGUCAGAGAGACAUACUAGGAGAGGCCGGUCGCGCGCUUCGAGCACUGUAAACAUCCCGGGGGAUCAUCUUUCACUUCCCAGCAGCCACAAAAACCUACUUCCUAGUGUCAUUGUCGCUGCAGAAGUGGCCGCUGGGGACAGAUCUCUGGUUGCUGUGGUGUGUGAGAACAGUUGUGUGUAUUUCAUGGAUGCCAGAGGCAUUGCCUCUGUGUGCAACAUCGGGUCACCAUCGUAUUGUCAAAGCCCGUGCGAGCUAGGAGUGACACCCUAUAUUUCUGAUGGUGGUCAUGGUCACGUGCCAUCAGUCACAGUAGCGCUCAAGACAAAAGGCUGCACUACGUUGGCACAUGUGAGAGGACCGCAUUUAGCAAAUUUAAUGAAUUGUGCGACCGCUAAUUCCAUACAUGAGGUCGAUGGUUUGCGUGUAACAGUUCCACUAGGUGACCUCCCACUCUUGUUGCUUAUUUGUGAAGACGCCACUUACCUAUGGGAUGUGCACUACAACCGUGUUGUCGCCAAGAUAGACGACUUGCCACCGUUGCAGCAGGUCGUUACAUACGAGUUGAGGCCAACGAGCCAAACAUCUGGUUUGUAUCAGGGGUUGACAAAACAACAGCAGCUGCAGCGUCAACAACAACAGCAGCAACAACAGCAAAAGCCCCCGUAUGAGGAGCAGGAAAAAGAAGAAGUGUUUUGCGCCGUAUUCACUGACAACGCUGUGUGGUGGCCCACCACAAACGGGUCUGUGGCGUGCUUGACCGUGAAUGGAUUGUUACGUAGCCUCUACCCUACAUUGAUUAAGUACUUUCCUCAAAUGACACCGUAUGCAUUGGCCCAAGUGCUGGAGCGCUUAGCGCCGCGUUAUCGUCAAAAUGAGGAACACAUCGCUGCCCUGGAGCUGCCCGCAGAGGCACCCUGUCAUAUGGGCGCGGGUAAUGUAUUGAGCAACACCCUUUCAUCAGGGAUGGUUUUCCCCUUAGCUGCCCGAUUUCGUUCCAUCCAGCUCUCGAAUUCAGCGCUUGGUCUCGAGGCAGCGGCCACACAAUUUCUUGAGGGAGCGUGUAACUCAUCAGCUCAGAGCAAGGAAGAAGUGGCACGCCUAAUGAACGCUGCACAUUAA
Molecule: messenger RNA, 2295 nt
Organism: Trypanosoma brucei brucei TREU927
Lineage: Eukaryota; Euglenozoa; Kinetoplastea; Trypanosomatida; Trypanosomatidae
Exons: 1
Coding region: 1-2295 (764 amino acids)
Source: RefSeq, a predicted model, not a curated record